AUGGUUUUCGGUAACAAUCCCAGCGGCCGCCUUCACAUGCACGUCUGCGGGCUCUACUACUUUGAACCGGUUCAUCAAAGCUCUUUCCCCGGUCCACGCAAAUAUCUCCCUCCGCUAUCCCAGUCGGUUCAUGCCCGCAUCAUUGCUUCGACUUCGCGGACCGCCCUCACUCAAACCUUCGUCAACCCUUCCUCCGACGCAGCCAUCCCAGAGCUUCGCUACAACUUUCCCCUAUACGAUGGCGUCUCGGUUGUUGCAUUUACCUGCACCAUCAACAAUGACCGCAUAAUCCGGGGUGUGGUGCAGGAGAAGAACACUGCCCGCAAGACGUAUGACGUCGCCGUCGCCAAGGGCCAGACGGCCGGUCUCCUCGAGCAGAUGCCUGACGCAAGCGACGUGUUCAGCACCACCAUUGGCAACGCGCCCGCCAGCGCCCAGAUCACCGUCAAGAUCGAGUAUCUCGGCGAGCUGAAGCAUGAUGCCGAAGUCGACGGCAUCAGGUUCACCAUUCCCACCUCCAUUGCCCCGCGCUAUGGCUCCUAUCCCGGCACGCUGUUGAGCAAGCCUACCAACGUAUCGACCCAGGAGGGCAUCAGCAUCGUUGUUGACGCCGAGGUGCCAUCCGGAAGUAUCAUCAAGUCGAUCCAGUCACCCUCGCACCCCAUCGCUGUGUCUGUCGGUUCGACCUCCACGAUGAAGGCUGACGCUACCCCCUCCCUUCAGCUCGCGUCCGCCACCCUCUCCUUGGGCACUGCAGAGCUGAACAACGACUUCGUCAUCCAGGUCAUCGCCACCAACACCUCCAACCCCGUCGCUGUCCUCGAGACACACCCCACGAUCCCCCACCAGCAGGCCCUCAUGGCCACCCUCGUUCCCAAGUUCAAGAUGGCCACCACCAAGCCCGAGGUUGUCUUCAUCUGCGAUCGUUCCGGCUCCAUGCAAGGCAGCAAGGUUAUUGACCUGAAAAGCGCGCUGAAGGUUUUCCUAAAGUCUCUCCCUGUCGGCGCCAUGUUCAACAUCUGCAGCUUCGGCUCAGGACAUUCCUUCUUGUUCGACAAGUCCAUGACCUACGACCAAAACACCCUGGAAACCGCAAUGAAGCACGUCGACACGUUCGAUGCCAACUACGGAGGCACUCAGAUCCAUGCUCCCAUCGAGGAAACCUUCAAGCGCCGCCACACCGAUCUCGACCUCGAGGUGUUUCUACUCACGGAUGGCGAAGUUUGGGGUGAGGAGAAUCUCUUCGCCAUGGUCAACAAACACAUUCAAGAGUCCAAGGGUGCGAUUCGUCUGUUCACUCUGGGAGUUGGCCGAGAUGUCAGUCACUCCCUCAUUGAGGGCCUCGCCCGAGCUGGCAACGGCUUUUCCCAGGCCGUCUCCGACAGCGAGAAGAUGUCCGGUAAGGUGGUCCGGAUGCUCAAGGGUGCACUCACGCCACACGUGAACGACUACACCCUGGAGCUCAAGUAUGCCGAUGCCGAGUCGGAAACGGAGCCCGAAGACGACUUUGAGGUGAUUGAGCCAGACUCUGCGACUUUCCCCAAGCCCCUUGACCAGGGCGCACCCGAACAGCCCAAGAAGCCCAUCUCACUCUUUGAUACUAGCGCAGGCGAGGACAUGGAAGUGGAAGACGAGAAGCCAAGGCUCGAUGGAACUGGUACGGAGCGGUACUCUCAUGUCCCUGUCGUCAAGCCCCCAAAGGUGCUCCAGGCGCCCUUCCAGAUCCCGCCCCUCUAUCCUUACAGCCGCACUACCGUCUACCUUCUACUCUCUCCCAACAGGGAGCUGAAAGAUAAGACGCCGGAGUCUCUUAUCCUCCGUGGAACGUCAUCUCAAGGACCUCUGGAGCUCCAGGUCCCCAUCGCGAUCCUUCAGGAGAAGGCCGAGACCAUCCAUCAACUCGCCGCUCGAAAGGCCGUCAAGGAGCUGGAGGAGGGCCGUGGCUGGAUCUUCCAUGCGAAGAGCAAAGACGGCCAGUCACUCAAGGAAAAGCACCCGGGUCGAUUCCCUAGCAUGGUGGAACGAGAAGCUGUCCGUCUUGGUAUCCAAUUCCAGGUUGGUGGCAAGUGGUGUUCAUUCGUUGCUGUCGACAACGACCCAACUUGCACAGGGUCCAAGGAGGAUGAGCAACAAGAGUCGACGAACGCCCCCAUUUCCGCGACACCGCCCCUGCGUGCGCCCAUGAGAAAAAUGAAGGCAAUGGCCCGUUCGGCUUUUAGGGUCUCGUCUUCUGCACCCAUGCCAAGCGUCCCCGCUCAACCAGCUUCAAUGGCACCGCAGUCACAGAUGUUCACCAUUAUGUCGUCAGCGAAUUCAUUGGCGAGAACAGCAGGAGCUCCAACCAGUGGAAACUUGUUCGGCCAGUCUGCAAACCCCUCGGCCGUUUCCCCUCCUACCUCUAUGACUGGGGGGUUUGGUAUAACGAGAGCGUUUGGUGGCCCUUCUGGAAGUCUUUUUGGUGCACCGGCAUCUUCAUAUUCUCCCUUUGGCACAGCCACUGCCUACUCUGCCUCACCUUCCCAAACAGGUGGCCUCUUUGGCAAUAACUCUGGAGGGGGUCUUUUUGGUGGACAGCCAUCCCCACCGCUCGCCUUUGGCAUGGAUGACUCUCCCUCUCCCUUUCCUCCCCAAACAGGAAGCCUCUUCGGUGGACAAAGGUCCGGAGGAAGUGGGUUCGGUGUGAGUGUUGCUCCUCCCCCCCCGCCAGCCCCUCGCUCUGGUAUCCAAUGGACUGAGGGUGAUGAGCCUCCAAUCGUGCAAGCGUGCGCAUUGGCCCCGCCAACUGCACAAGUCGACGACGCCCUUUUAGGGCAGUAUAAGAAAGAAAUGGCCGAAGCUGCGUCGAUGCCCCUCCCCGAUGAGGAUUACGAUGAAGAUGACAUGGAUGGUAUGGGUGACAUGGCGGGCAGGCCAGAUGCAAGUAGGGAUGGUUCCCUCAUGUCUCCCUCUGACAAGUUCUCUGCCCUUGUUUCGCUGCAAGACUUCAGUGGCUUUUGGGUGUGGUCGGAGAAGCUUUUCGCCAUCCUUGGCAUCUCGGCCCGGGAUGUCAAGAGCACGGUGGAAAAGAUUGUCGAUGGCAGUUCUCAUUCAAAUGCAUCAUCCACCGCUGCCGUUGUCGCUUUCUUGCGAAAGAAGUUGGCGGGUGAGCGUGACAGUUGGGAGAUGAUGGAGGAAAAGGCUGUGGCUUGGCUCGAGGCCGAGCUGGGAGACAAGACUCAGAACGUCUUGAAUGCUCUUGAGCAGCUUUUCUGA
Colletotrichum spaethianum is the source of this 3252-nucleotide messenger RNA. RefSeq names its product WAS/WASL-interacting protein family member 1. NCBI's taxonomy places the organism in Eukaryota, Fungi, Ascomycota, Sordariomycetes, Glomerellales, Glomerellaceae. The transcript has a single exon. Bases 1 to 3252 code for a protein of 1083 amino acids. The record is from RefSeq and is a predicted model, not a curated record.